Acanthoscelides obtectus is the source of this 806-nucleotide messenger RNA. NCBI's taxonomy places the organism in Eukaryota, Metazoa, Arthropoda, Insecta, Coleoptera, Chrysomelidae. The record is from the annotation of a GenBank genome assembly.
GGUCAAGCCACUUAGCUCUACAUGCUUUGUUUCUUAAAUGUAUAGACCGCGGUACUAUCUUCCAGGUUUUCAUAGUAAAAAGAUGUCGUUCACCAACGUUCCUAGAUCCGAUUCUGUGCGGCGAGAGGAAACUUUUAUCUGAAGACAAUUGGCAACAUAGCAAUUAAAGCUCACUGACUACUGGCAUAGCACACGUCAUACAAUCAAGACGUAACCCUACUUUUCAGCUACUUUUGUUUUUUUUUUAUUUAUAUGUUUAUUUUACUCUACUAAUUAGACUUAUCAUCAACAUUUUCUACAAAACCUGCAUUGAAAUAAAAAAUAUGAACGGAACAGGGGACAGAAACUCGAAACGCACAGAUUUCCUGGAGUGGCAGGAAUACUUUAUGGCCGUAGCUUUUCUGGCUGCAAAACGAAGUAAAGAUCCCUGUACACAAGUAGGAGCAUGUAUCGUCAAUGAUGAUAAUGUCAUUGUAGGAAUAGGGUACAAUGGUAUGCCAAAAGGGUGUGAUGAUGAUGCUUUCUCAUGGGCAAAGAAGAGUCAAAAUAGGCGUGAUAAUAAACAUUUAUAUGAAGUUUUUUUUUUAGUGUGUCAUGCUGAGUUGAAUGCAAUUUUAAACAAAAAUUGUUCAGAUAUAAAAGGUUGCACAAUAUAUGUUGCCUUAUUCCCUUGCAAUGAAUGUGCUAAAGUUAUCAUUCAGUCAGGAAUUAAAGAAGUUGUGUAUAUGUCAGACAAGCAUGCACAUAAGUGCAAUACAAUUGCUUCCAAAAAGAUGCUGAACGCAGCUAAUGUUAAAUAUAGGUAA